AUGGAGGCAGCGGGGUACAAGGCCAAUAAUGGUCUCGACGAUCAGAAGUUGGCAUUGCGCUGGAUCAAGCUUCACAUCUCGGAGUUUGGAGGCGACCCCGAAAGAGUCACGGUUUUGGGGGAAAGCGCCGGCGCAGCAUCCGGGUGCUUCCACCUGCACUCAUCUGAGCCUCUUUUCGACCAGCUCAUAGCCCUCAGCGGCUCAUCGCAGCAGCGCCUGCGCUCCAAGGAACAGGCCGAGGUGACCUACCGUUCUGUCGUGGAAGCCAUUGGCGCAACCACGCUUCCGCCAAAAGAGCAGCUUCAAAAGAUCCUACAUGUCCCCGGCGAGGAGCUUGUAAGCACUAUAGGGCGCAAGUUUCCCAUCGGGCCGCUCAUUGAUGGUGAUAUAAUCCCGCGCGGAACUACAUUCAGCGCGUUACGCAACCCCGUCGAGGCGACUCGGCUUUUCCCUGGCAUAUUCCGUUGCAGGAGGGCUGUGCUCGGAGACUGUCAGAUGGAUGGAAUGGCUUUUGCCUCUCGUGUCGCCGCGCGGCAGGACAAUUUGCAGAAAACUCUGCUAUCUAGCUUGCAUGCCGUCUUUGAUCCCAUCAACCAAAAGAUCGCUAAAGACAUUGCCUCAGCGUACGGACUGGAUGAUCAAGCGUUAUCUAACGAGGGUGAGGAUCUGAAACCCGUCUUGCACUUUGGUGGCGAUGUCAUGUUUGCCCUCCCCGCCCGCGAAAUUGCCCAAGCGUUUUCCGUGUCCGCAGUGCCGGGCACCAAGGCCUUCCUCUGUCACUUCAACGCCCCAAACCCGUGGGAAGGACCCUGGAAGGGUCAUUCAACGCACAUCCUGGAUAUCUCAUUUGCUCUGCUCAACUAUAAUGGCGUGCUUCUCGACGCCCAGCGCCUUUGCGCGGAGAGAUAUGCCCGGGAUAUCAUCACCUUCGUCAAUGGUGGAGAACCGUGGCCACCCUACGAGACUGGGGGGAGGAUGGUGUAUGAUGCACCCGCGCAAGGGACGGAAGAUGAGUCUUGCUACGUCCCAAGGGGGUCUUCGGAGAACACGGGACGCAGGGAGGCCUUGUACAAGAUUGUAGGUGAGGCGAUGUUUGACAAGCUUGUGGAUGUAUGGAUGCUGUUCAUGGCCGGCCCUAAGUGA
This is a messenger RNA of Clonostachys solani, 1143 nucleotides long. The record is from the annotation of a GenBank genome assembly. NCBI's taxonomy places the organism in Eukaryota, Fungi, Ascomycota, Sordariomycetes, Hypocreales, Bionectriaceae.